This is a messenger RNA of Nannizzia gypsea CBS 118893, 5604 nucleotides long. RefSeq lists its product as hypothetical. The transcript is spliced from 3 exons. Lineage: Eukaryota; Fungi; Ascomycota; Eurotiomycetes; Onygenales; Arthrodermataceae. Gene Ontology annotation, molecular function: 3-oxoacyl-[acyl-carrier-protein] reductase (NADPH) activity; 3-oxoacyl-[acyl-carrier-protein] synthase activity; fatty acid synthase activity. The record is from RefSeq and is a predicted model, not a curated record. Gene Ontology annotation, biological process: long-chain fatty acid biosynthetic process. The coding region runs from base 1 to 5604 and encodes 1867 amino acids. Gene Ontology annotation, cellular component: fatty acid synthase complex.
AUGAAGCCAGAAGUCGAGCAGGAGCUGGCUCACACGCUGCUCGUCGAACUCCUUGCCUACCAGUUUGCCUCACCAGUGCGGUGGAUCGAGACGCAGGAUGUCAUUCUAGCUGAGAAACGGACGGAGCGUAUUGUCGAGAUAGGUCCGGCGGACACCCUAGGUGGCAUGGCCCGGAGGACACUCGCAUCGAAAUACGAAGCCUACGACGCCGCCACCUCCGUCCAGCGUCAGAUCUUCUGCUAUAAUAAGGAUGCGAAGGAGAUCUACUAUGAUGUAGAUCCUGUCGAGGACGAGCCUGCUCCAGGCCCAGAAUCUACCGCCGCUGACGCUACCGGUGCCCCUGCAGCUGCCACUUCUGCUCCAGCUGCCGCUGCCACGGUGCCAGUGGCCGCUCCUGCCCCCUCAGCGGGUCCCGCUGCGGCUGUGGAGGAUGCUCCCGUCACUGCUGUUGAGAUUGUGAGGUCACUUAUUGCGCAGAAACUGAAAAAGGGCCUAGCAGAUGUGCCACCUAGCAAAGCAAUUAAAGAUCUAGUAGGAGGGAAGUCAACAUUACAAAAUGAAAUUCUGGGUGACCUCGGAAAGGAGUUUGGUUCCACGCCCGAACGACCCGAAGACACUCCUCUUGAUGAACUCUCCUCGUCUCUCCAGGCCACUUUCAACGGCCAACUCGGAAAACAAUCGUCUUCUCUCAUUGCUCGACUAGUUUCCUCCAAGAUGCCCGGUGGUUUCAAUAUUACUGCUGUUCGCAAGUAUUUGGAAUCUCGCUGGGGGCUAGGCGCGGGCCGACAAGACGGUGCUCUCCUCCUUGCCCUUACUAUGGAGCCUGCGUCCCGUAUUGGCUCCGAAUCUGAUGCGAAAGCGUACUUUGAUGACAUUACGAAUAAAUAUGCUGCUAAUGCUGGAAUAACACUAUCUACUGCCAAGGCUGGAGGCGAUAGUGGUGGGGGUUCCGGAGGCAUGAUGAUGGACCCUGCUGCCAUUGAUGCCCUUACUAAAGACCAGAGAGCUCUCUUCAAACAGCAACUCGAAGCUAUCGCAAGAUACCUUAAGAUGGACCUUCGCGCUGGAGACAAGGCGUUUGUUGCGUCUCAGGAGUCUCAGGCAGCUCUCCAGGCUCAGCUUGACCUCUGGCAAAUAGAGCAUGGUGAAGUCUAUGCUUCUGGUAUCGAGCCUUCCUUUGACCCACUCAAGGCCAGAGUAUAUGACUCUUCUUGGAAUUGGGCUCGCCAGGAUGCCCUCAGCAUGUAUUAUGAUAUCAUCUUUGGCCGGCUUCGCGUCGUUGACCGUGAAAUUGUCAGCCAGUGUAUCCGCAUCAUGAACAGGUCCAACCCACUCCUUCUCGACUUUAUGCAGUACCAUAUAGACAAUUGCCCGACCGAGCGUGGAGAAACAUAUAAGCUUGCCAAAGAGCUUGGGUGCAUGCUGAUCGAGAACUGCAAGGACGUUUUGAACGCCGACCCAGUGUACAAGGAUGUUGCAGUCCCCACUGGGCCUCAGACAACUGUCGACGCUAGAGGAAAUAUCAAAUACCAAGAGGCCACACGGCCAAGUGCGCGCAAACUUGAGGACUACGUACGAGCGAUGGCACAGGGUGGUCCCAUCUCUCAGUACAGUGGCCGCACUAAGGUACAAAAUGACCUCAAGAACGUCUAUAAGAUGAUCCAAAAGCAACAUAAACUUUCCAAGGCUUCACAGCUGCAGUUCAACUCCCUUUACAAGGAAGUUCUGCGCACCCUGGCCAUGAAUGAACGCCAAAUAAUGCCUCAACAAAAUGGGCACGCUAGAAAGGGAGCACCCGCUAAUGGCUCACGCUCUCCUUCCACCAACUCGGGCAAGGUGGAGACAAUUCCCUUCUUGCAUCUGAAGAGGAAGACAACUCACGGAUGGGACUACAGCAAGAAAUUGACUGGCGUUUAUCUUGAUGGUCUAGAGUCUGCUGCCCGGUGUGGUCUCACCUUUAGCGGCAAGAACAUCUUGAUGACUGGUGCCGGUGCUGGCUCCAUCGGUGCCGCGGUACUACAAGGAAUGAUCAGUGGUGGAGCCAAGGUCGUUGUCACUACCAGUCGCUUUUCAAGAGAAGUUACCGAGUACUACCAGACGAUGUACACUCGAUACGGCGCGCGAGGCUCUCAGCUUGUUGUCGUCCCAUUUAACCAGGGAAGUAAGCAGGAUGUCGAAGCUCUUAUCCAGUACAUCUACGAUCCCAAGAACGGACUUGGAUGGGAUCUAGACCACAUCGUUCCAUUUGCCGCUAUUUCUGAAAACGGCCGUGAAAUUGACUCCAUUGAUUCUAAAUCCGAGCUGGCCCAUCGUCUCAUGUUGACAAACAUUCUCCGUAUGAUUGGUGCUGUCAAAUCUCAGAAACAUGAGCGAGGCUUUGCAACUCGUCCUGCCCAGGUUGUCCUUCCUAUGUCUCCUAACCAUGGAACCUUUGGAAAUGAUGGCCUUUAUUCUGAGUCAAAGCUUGGCCUAGAGACCCUGUUCAACAGAUGGUAUUCCGAGAAUUGGUCUGACUAUCUCACUAUCUGUGGAGCUGUGAUUGGUUGGACUCGUUCUACAGGUCUGAUGAACGCCAAUGACACAAUUGCCGAGGGCGUUGAAAAACUUGGGGUCCGUACCUUCUCCCAACAGGAAAUGGCCUUUAAUUUGCUCGGACUCAUGGCGCCUGCUAUCGUUGAUCUCUGCCAGAAUAACCCUGUCUUUGCUGACCUGAACGGUGGCCUUCAAUUCAUUCCUGACCUCAAUGGAUUGAUGAAGAAGCUUCGCAGUGAAAUUGUCGAGACUAGCACUGUCAGACAGGCAGUUAUGAAGGAAACUGCCCUUGAGAAUAAGAUUAUCAACGGCGAGGACAGCGAAGCUCUGUAUAAGAAGGUCAUUACUGAGCCUCGCGCCAAUAUCAAAUUCGAAUUCCCAAUUCUGCCUGACUGGAAGACCGAGGUUGAUCCUCUCAACGGCAAUCUCAAGGAUAUGGUCAACUUGGACAAAGUUGUUGUUAUCACCGGUUUUGCCGAAAUUGGACCGUGGGGUAAUUCCCGUACCCGCUGGGAGAUGGAGGCUUACGGAAAGUUCUCUCUUGAGGGCUGCAUUGAGAUGGCAUGGAUGAUGGGCCUUAUCAAGAAUCACAACGGCCCUCUUAAAGGUAAACCAUACUCCGGGUGGGUGGAUACCAAAACCGGCGAGCCAGUCAGCGACAAGGAUGUCAAGGCCAAGUAUGAGAAAUACAUUCUCGAGCACUCCGGUAUUCGUAUUGUCGAGCCUGAACUGUUCGGCGGAUACGAUCCUAACAACAAACACCUUUUGCAAGAAGUUGUAUUACAAGAGGACCUCGAUACUUUCGAAGCAUCCAAAGAGACUGCCGAGGAAUUCAAGCGUGAACAUGGCGAUAAGGUCGAGAUUUUUGAAAUUAAAGACUCCGGAGAGUACACCGUCCGCCUGCUCAAAGGGGCCACUCUUCUUAUUCCCAAGGCUCUCAAAUUUGACCGUUUCGUCGCUGGCCAGAUUCCUACUGGCUGGGACCCCAAGCACUACGGAAUUCCUGAUGAUAUUAUCAGUCAGGUUGACCCAGUUACUCUCUACGUGCUCGUUUGUACUGUCGAGACUCUUCUUGCAUCCGGUGUCACUGACCCAUACGAAUUCUACAAAUAUGUUCACAUUUCUGAAGUUGGUAACUGCAUCGGCUCUGGCAUCGGAGGUGCUCAAGCUCUUCGUGGCAUGUACAAGGACCGUUAUCUUGAUAAGCCAUUGCAGAAAGAUAUCCUUCAAGAGUCCUUCAUAAAUACCAUGAGUGCUUGGGUGAACAUGUUGCUCCUUUCGUCAACCGGUCCUAUCAAGACGCCUGUUGGUGCAUGUGCUACUGCUGUGGAAUCCGUUGACAUUGGAUACGAGACUAUUGUUGAAGGAAAGGCUCGCGUUUGCUUUGUCGGUGGAUUUGAUGACUUCCAGGAAGAAGGCUCUUACGAAUUCGCCAAUAUGGGUGCCACCAGCAAUGCGGAAUCCGAAUUAGCUCACGGUCGAACACCAAAGGAGAUGUCCAGGCCCACCACCACCACCCGUAGCGGAUUCAUGGAAUCUCAGGGCUGUGGUAUGCAAUUACUUAUGAGUGCUCAACUUGCUCUUGAUAUGGGCGUUCCGAUCUAUGGCAUCGUAGCCCUUACCACCACAGCCACCGAUAAGAUUGGCCGUUCUGUUCCUGCUCCUGGCAAGGGAGUUUUGACCACUGCUCGUGAGAACCCUGGCAAGUUCCCCUCGCCAUUGCUUGAUAUCAAAUACCGGCGCAGACAAUUGGAGAUGCGUCGUCGCCAAAUUCGAGCAUGGCGCGAGUCCGAGAUCCUUGGCCUCCAAGACGAGAUCGACACUCUGCGGGCCCAGUCUGAUGACACCUUCAACGCUGCUGAAUACCGACAGGAAAGAUUUGAACACAUUGAGCGCGAGGCCAUUAGACAAGAAAAGGAUGCUGCGUUCAGCCUGGGGAACAACUUCUGGAAACAGGAUUCCAGAAUAUCUCCUCUACGAGGUGCCCUCGCUACUUGGGGUCUUACUAUUGACGAUGUUGAUGUGGCUUCAUUCCACGGUACUUCUACUAUUGCCAAUGAUAAGAAUGAGUGUGAUGUCUUGUGUCAGCAGAUGAAGCACCUUGGCCGAAAGAAGGGCAACGCCCUCUUGGGCAUUUUCCAGAAGUAUCUCACUGGCCAUCCCAAGGGUGCCGCUGGUGGUUUCAUGAUCAACGGAUGUCUUCAGGUUCUUAACACCGGUCUUGUCCCCGGAAACCGCAACGCCGACAACAUCGACAAGAUUAUGGAGAAGUUUGAUUACAUUGUCUACCCCAGCCGUAGCCUCCAGACAGAUGGUAUCAAGGCCUUCUCUGUGACUUCGUUCGGCUUCGGCCAGAAGGGAACUCAAGCCAUUGGUAUCCAUCCCAAGUACCUUUAUGCCACCCUUGAUGAGGCUCAAUACGCAGCCUACAAGAACAAGGUCGAGGCUCGUCAGAAGCGUGCCUACAGAUACUUCCACAAUGGCAUGAUCAACAACACUCUCUUCGUUGCGAAGGACAAAUCGCCAUAUGAAGAUAACCAGGAGUCCAGUGUCUACCUCAACCCUGAUGUCCGUGUGGAGUACAACGAGAAGGCCUCUAAGCUACAGUACCCCAUCCAUUCAAAGCCAAAGGCACCAACCCCUGUUAGCAAAACCGAAAGCACAAAGAAGAUGGUUGAAACUCUUGCAAAAGCCACCGUAACCGGUAACACCAAGAUUGGUGUUGACGUCGAAGACAUUGAAUCAUUCAACAUUUCUAACGAAACCUUUAUUGACCGCAAUUUCACCCAAAGAGAGAAGGAAUACUGUUCGCAAGCAGGCUCCGCGCGAGCAUCCUUUGCCGGACGCUGGAGUGCAAAGGAAGCUGUGUUCAAGUCUCUAGGUGUUCGUGGCAAGGGUAGCGGAGCUCCUCUCAAGGAGAUCGAGAUUAUCCACGAUGACAACGGUGCUCCAGUUGUGGUUCUACACGGCGAUGCCGCUGCCGCAGCUAAGGAGGCCGGCGUUAAGGAGGUACAUGUCAGCAUCACUCACAGCGAUGCACAGGCUAUUGCCAUUGCUCAGUCUCACUUCUAG